Messenger RNA from Lethenteron reissneri (Far Eastern brook lamprey), 2362 nucleotides. Its product is annotated as achaete-scute homolog 2-like. Gene Ontology annotation, cellular component: RNA polymerase II transcription regulator complex. Gene Ontology annotation, molecular function: DNA-binding transcription factor activity, RNA polymerase II-specific; RNA polymerase II transcription regulatory region sequence-specific DNA binding; protein dimerization activity. The record is from RefSeq and is a predicted model, not a curated record. Gene Ontology annotation, biological process: positive regulation of transcription by RNA polymerase II; sensory organ development; regulation of neurogenesis. Lineage: Eukaryota; Metazoa; Chordata; Hyperoartia; Petromyzontiformes; Petromyzontidae.
CCUCCUCCUGCUCCUCCUGCUGUUCCUAGCGAGGAGCCGCUCCGCGAGCCAUGAUGAGCCCCGUCCUGAGUCGCGCGCCCUUCUCUCCCCACGCCGCAUGCCUCUUCGUGUGCGGCGGCGGCGGCCCGAAGGCGUGCCAGCUCAGCAGCCCCGCGCCCAUCGACGUCCUCGGUGGCAUCGGCAGCUUCAAGCAGGAGCAGCAGCAGCAGCUCGCGGCGUCCCCGCAGCAGCAGCCGCAGCAACAGCAGCAGCCGCGCUCCCCGUCCCCGGAGUUGCUGCGCUGCCGCCGUCGCCUUGGGCUGGCAGCGGCCGCUGCCGCCGCGGGUGGCGGUGUCGUCCCGCACCACCACCACAACCACCACCACCACAACCACCACCACCACAACAACAACCACCAGCAGCAGCACCGCGCUCCGCCCGUGGCGGUGGCGCGGCGCAACGAGCGCGAGCGCAACCGCGUGCGCCUCGUGAACAUGGGCUUCGCGGCUCUGCGCGAGCGCGUGCCGCCCGCGGGCACCGCCGCAGCCGCCAGCGCCGCGGCCGCGGCCGCAGCCGCCACCGCGAGCCGCCGCGUGAGCAAAGUGGAGACGCUGCGCGCCGCCGUGGAGUACAUCCGCGCCCUGCAGGCGCUGCUCCGCGAGCACGACUCGGCCAUGGCACCGUCGCUGCGAGCCGCCGCCUCCCCCGCGACGCUGCUGAUGGGGGUCGGCGGCGGUUCCGCGCCCGGCGGCUCCUCCUCGUGCUCUUCCUCGUGCUCCUUGGCGUGCUCCGUGUCGGGGGGUGGCGCCGCGGCGUCUCUGGCGUCGUGCUCGCCAGGCGGCAGCUCCCUGUCGGACGAGACCUCCUCCUCGUCCUCCUCUUCGUCCGACGAGCCGCUGAGCCCCGAGGAGCAGGAGCUGCUCGACUUCGCCAGCUGGUUCUAGGGCGCCAGCACGGCGGAUUCCUCCGAGCUCGCCGCUUCACGUCGCCCGCGUCUGGCACUUGAGCAUGGAGAGAGCGAGCGAGCCGUGCUCCCCAUCCGAGAAAUUGCACUGACCCUUGGAGACGACACUCAGAGAUGCCCUCCACCCCGAGACCUCGUUUUUACUCCUCGACUCAAGACCACGGACUCCCCCUGCCUCUAUCCGGCUGUGGGACACCGCCGCCGCUGCCUUAAUGAACAUUAGCACCCCACCCAUCCCUGCACCGCCCCACCAACCCCCAACCCACCCCUGGCGUGGCGAAGGGAGCUUAAAGUGACUCGCAGGCAGCCAAUAAUUGGCCGUAGCACGGUGACGCAAUGCUACGGAGGAGCUCGACACUGCACCGUGACGCUUGUCUGCGUGGUCGUGCUGGAGAAUUUGAAGCGAGUUGUGGCUUUUUUUUGCGACCGAAGCUGUCGUCCCACAGUCGCCCACGGUUGUGCGCGACUGUGGGCGACUGUGUGUGUGUGUCGGCUUGGAACGCGGCAAAUGCCGAAUGGGUCCGUCGAAAAUACGGCACUUCGAAUGCCCCACGCUCAGUUAAGACGACGGUCGGUUUGCCCGUUCGAGCAAUUUCCAAAGUGUGGCGUUAAUUUGUUGUUGAGCCCAUAGGCCAUAGUUCAACGUCACGGCAUUCCGCCGCGUGUGGUGUCAUCUCUGACCCGGGGUUGUUCGUGAUCAUUGCCCAUCGGCGACAGCGAGCGAGGGAGGGAGGGCGGAGAGAGAUGCUACGGAGCUCAGCAGCUGGACAGCUCCGGCUGAAAUCAAGUCCUGCGUAUGAACCACUUUGGCAGUCUUCACCACUGCCCUUGUUAAGAAUUUCACUCCGAAACAAAUGUGCCGUGUUAGAACGCUGCCCAUGGAGGGCAGGGGGACGGGGGGGGGGUAUUUUGUAAUAUGAUACAAUAGAUUGUGCUCUAAUUUUGGAUGCGUAUUUUAUUUUGUACAUAAGAGAAUUUAUAUUUUGUAAAUUGUGUACGUUCUGUAAUUAUUUUUGUUUGUUUAAACAAUGAGCCGUUGCCAGCUGUGACACUGCCAGCUCUGUGGUCCAGAAGCAUUUCACGCGAUAAAGUCCCCAGAUAGUCGGCGCCCGGUGCCACUGUCUACGCGGUCUGGUGAUCCCAAACCUCUCACGGCUUUUGGUUGGGUUACGCGGUGCUUUCCUUAGGUCGGUUUGUGCGUUACUACUACUAUUAUUAUGGGUCUCGUCUAAGGAGCUGUUAAAUUAUAGAGCACAUUAAAAAUGUGUAGACGUGAAACUAGGGCUUAUUAUUUAAAUCGUGAUAGAAACACAACGUUUGUACAAUUUCAGGGUUUUGAUAUGUUUGUAUAAAUUCAGCACAUACUAUGCAGAAAUCGUCUCUGGUGUAUUGCCGGAAGGGGCUAUUUUUGGAAAUAAA